CAGAUUUAAUGUGAGUUAAUCCUUAUCUACUAUGGAAAAUUAUCAAGAGGUUUGAGAUUAAUUCUACUUAGAACCAGCGAGUCAGCGACAACGACUGUAGUAGCGCGUUACGAGAGUGAUCACAUUCACACGUGUCUCCCUUGCCACAUCUACUUACCAAUCAUAAACUGAUAAAACCUUGUAGAUCACACAUGUUAAUGAAUUUAAUUACAUUAUCUCUACUCGAUUUACCAAAUUAACCCUACGUAGCUUGCUCCGCAAGUGAAAGAAUUGGUCUUGAAAAGACUUGGUCUGUGACUUUGUGAUGAGUGUUGUGUCUCUCAAAGCCUUAUUUAAUAGCCUCUCUCUCAACGUUAUUUUACUCGCAUUCGAAUUCGUUUCUCUGCUUCACUCUUUUGAUUCCUUUCUACUUAUUAGAUACUAUAUGACCAUGGAGCUUCCAUCUCCUUACAGCUCAAGAAAGGAGGAAUCAACCGUUCCUCCAAAGAGAGGCCGAAUUAAGAUCAUGAUCGUUCGCCAUCUAGUAAGAUCAGCAACCUCGAUCGCGCUGCAUCCGAGAAGAGGCCGAAUCAAGACAAUGAUCGCUCGUGAUCUAGUCGGAUCAGGGAAAGAAAACAACAACGACGGAGACAGCAAAAGAGAAGGCUAGUGAAGAUGUGUUAUAAAGUUUUACUCUGUUUCAUACAAAGUUUGUGGUAAAUAUUUUUGUAUCUUUGUAAAUAUGUAAAAUACAGUAGUAUGUUUCUUUAGAAGUUUACCCGUUUUGAUUUUUAA
Molecule: messenger RNA, 774 nt
Organism: Arabidopsis lyrata subsp. lyrata
Lineage: Eukaryota; Viridiplantae; Streptophyta; Magnoliopsida; Brassicales; Brassicaceae
Exons: 1
Coding region: 305-649 (114 amino acids)
Source: RefSeq, a predicted model, not a curated record